GCAAGAUGGCCGGCCGGACGGUAGCGGCUCUUUACUACCUCGCGUUUAUCUUCCAUUUGGUUCUACUGACGGAGUGCAAUUACGGCGUGAGAUACGGUGACAGGGCGAGGCGGUUGCACGUCGCGGAGGACCGCGACUCGUCCUACAGGAGGCCGCUCAUCAUCGACAGGCGGUCCCUGGAUCCGGACGAGGACGGGCACGAAACGUCAUUCGACGGGCGUACGCGAAGGGACGUAUCGCCCGAGCACCCAAACAACAAUCCAAACAUCACGACCAAGGUCAAUGCUUUAAAUGAUUCGCAUCAGCAAUUGAUGGUACAUUGGGUCGGGGAAGGUUCCAAUGUAAUAAUAUGUUUAGCAAGGGAUAGCACACCCGUGGUGCGUUUUCAAGGUGGCAGAUUCUCCUCCCCGACCAAUCCUAGUGCUGUUUACAUCAGCUACGAUUAUGGCGAUACGUUUGAGAAUAAGACUGAACAGUUCAGGAUUUCGUCCGAGCCCAAUGCAGCAUACGCUGUCGUGGAUAAAUUCACUAAUCAUCCAAAGUACUACCAAUACUGUGUUUUUGUGGACAGUCAACAUAGUUUAAUCUUCAUAACGUUUAACAACGGCAAAACUAUUCGAAGAAUUUCAGUGCCAUUUCAUCCGACCGAGGUCUCGUUUUAUGAAUUAGAUCCACGAGUACUCAUCGCACUGGAUAAAGUCGAUUCGAUGCGGAAGUUAUGGAUGUCAACCGAUCGUGGGCUAGCUUGGGUACCGAUACAACACUUUGUGAAGGCCUUUUACUGGUCACCUUCUCGUGUUUUAUUGGUGGAACGCACAGAGCCUACUGAAAUGAAUACGGUUUGGAAACUAGAUAUUCAAUAUUUACUUUGGCAUCAAAGUCGACAUCCUUUGGGUUUGCGAGUAAGACCGGCUUUACGAAGAGAAUUUGUUGUUGUCACCGAAAACGUUGAGGAUUUCCAAAUCAAAGGCGAUUACAUGUUCACUGUCAAAAAUUCAAAGAAUAGAACGUCGGAGCACCUGGAUCUCCAUGUGUCUUACAAAAAUCAAUCGUUUGUCGUGGCGCAAUUUAACACUGAAUUGGAUUGCAAUGAUUACCAUAUUGUAGAUGUAUCGUACAAUCGAGUUUUCAUCGCGGUGUCGCACAGCGAGACUAUGGUCAAUCUUUAUGUGUCGGAGGUCAUAGAUCAUGAAAAGGCUAUAUUUACAUUAUCUUUGGAGGGUAUUUUCACAUUUUUCCUCAACAGUACUUGGAAGGACAGCUGGUUGAACGAUGUAGCUGACGAGACAUUCACAGACAUGUAUAAAGUCGAAGGUCUUCGAGGUAUAUACAUAGCGUCACGAGUGAAAGGUACUCCGAAAUCAGGCUCGAUUGGACCGGAACACUUAGAAUCGGUCAUCACUUUUGAUCACGGUGGUAGUUGGAAUAGCAUUAAAGCGCCGACAACGAAUAACGAAGGCUACUACAUCCAUUGUCCGCAGGAUUGCUCGUUACACUUGAGUCAAAGAUUCAGUCAGUUGUAUCCGGUAACGAGGUCUGUCUCGAUUAUGAGCUCGAAAUCAGCGCCCGGAAUAAUAAUGGCCACUGGCGUGAUUGGAUCCAGUUUAAAAGGCCAUCCUGCGCUCUAUGUUUCGCGAGAUGCGGGUCUCACGUGGAAACAAGUGCUGAGGGAAUAUUACUUUUUCAAUAUGGGCGAUCACGGAGGUCUAUUAGUAGCAGUAAAGUAUUUCAAGUCGCGCGGAGAGACCAGAGAUAUCUCGUAUUCGUUGGACGAAGGCGAAACGUGGCAAACUUAUGAGUUCAAUGAAAAAAUGUUACGCGUUUACGGUCUCAUGACGGAACCCGGGGAGAACACUACAGUAUUUACCAUGUUCGGAUCGGAUAGUGGACAACAUCAGUGGCUCAUAAUCAAGGUUGAUCUGCGAAAUGUAUUUAACAGGGAGUGUACGGAGGACGAUUACAAAUUCUGGUCGCCGUCAAGUACCGAUCAACCAGUUAUGGCCUGUGUAUUAGGACGUAAAGAAACGUAUCAGAGACGCGCGAUACGUGCUAAUUGCUAUCAGGGCGUGAAUUACGAUCGACCAGUACGAUUGGAGGUCUGUCAGUGCGACGCAAACGAUUAUCAAUGCGAUUACGGUUUCACGCGUCACGGAAAUCCGUAUCAUUGUAUCCGCAAUAAUUUAAAGAAGGAUUACGAUCCUUAUGCCGUGCCAAGUACAUGUCAACCUGGCGAGUUUUAUAAUCGUACAAAAGGCUACAUAAAGAUAUCUGAUGACGAAUGUUCCGGCGGUCUUGCGAGAAACUUUGAGCCUGACGAGAUACCAUGUCCCAUGAACGAAACACCAGAAUUUCUGUUGGUUGCUCAACGGGAGCACAUAACGCGAAUAGAUCUGGUGGAAAAUAAAAUGGAAACGUUACCCGUACACGAUUUGAAAAAUGUGAUUGCUAUCGAAUUUGAUAUGAAGAACAAUUGUUUGUACUGGGCGGAUAUUGUAAAUGAUACAAUUGGCAGGCAAUGUCUGACAGGUGUUAGCUAUCCUGAAAUUCUUGUCGAAAGUAAUUUAAGUUCUAUCGAGGGAAUGGCCUUCGAUUGGGUGUCCAAUGUGCUCUAUUUCGUGGAUGGUGUUAAAAUGAGGAUACAGAUAGUUCGAACAGACAUAUCCACCAUGGGCAGAAUGCGCAGAACGAUAUUAGGCCCGAACGUAUUGCAGAAACCGAGAGGUAUCGCGGUUCAUCCCAUGAAUGGAUAUAUAUUCUGGACCGACUGGUCGCCAGGCAAUGCUUCUGUCUCUCGCGCAAAUAUGGAUGGCACGGACGUCAAGCGAUUGUUCGUCAAACCUACAGUUGAAUGGCCGAAUGGAAUAACGAUUGAUCACAUUGCUGAACGUAUUUACUGGGUAGAUGCCCGUGCGGAUUAUAUCGCUUCUUCGGACUUUGAGGGUAAGAGAUUUAAAAAGAUUAUCGCCAACGAUGCGCGCGUGUCGCAUCCAUUUGCAGUCGCCGUUUUGAAGGACAACAUGUACUGGGAUGAUUGGAAACAAUCGAUGAUCUUUGUCGCCAACAAAGAUCACGGCGUUGGAAUCAACACAAUAGUUGGCUUCCAAAUUGUGGGCCUGAUGGAUCUGAAGAUCUUUGCGCAUAGCGUGCAAGUCGGCAACAACACAUGCGUGACAAACAACACGUGCACGCAUAUCUGCCUGGGUGCACCGGGCAACAAUCAUGUGUGCCUUUGUCCGGAUGGCAUGGUAAUGACAGACGGAAAAUGUCUCUGUCCAGGUGGCAUCAAACCCUAUGAUAAUUCGACUUGCCCACGCGUUGCCAGUACCUGCUCGUCGAAUCAGUUUGCUUGUAACAAUAGUGUGUGCAUCCCCGAAUUUUGGAAGUGCGAUGGUGACAACGAUUGCGGCGACAACUCGGACGAGACCAACUGUAAUCGCGCCACAUGUAGCCCUACUAAUUUUGAGUGCGACGGUAACAAGUGUAUACCAAAAUACUGGGUAUGCGACAUGGAUCGCGACUGCAAGGACGGUAAGGAUGAACAAAAUUGCACGUACGCCAAUUGCACCGAUCAAUUACGUUUCAAGUGCGACAGCGGUCGCUGCAUCUCGCAUCGAUGGCGUUGCGACGGUGAAGACGACUGCCGGGAUGGCUCGGACGAACGUAAUUGCACCAGAAGCGUUUUACCGAAUACGUGUCGAUCCGAUGAGUUCGCUUGCAAGAAAGACCACUCGUGCAUACCGACUUCUUGGAAGUGCGAUGGCGAACCAGACUGCGAGGACAGCGAGGACGAAAGGGAUUGUAAUAGUCUGGUAUGCGAAUCGUGGCAGUUUACAUGUAACAACACCAACACCAAUCAAGGACAUCGAUGCAUAUACCAGUCAUGGGCAUGCGAUGGCGACAAGGAUUGCCUAGACGGUUCCGACGAAUUCAACUGUACCAUCACUACCGUGUCGCCAGCGCUUCCACCAUUCAUCCUGCCGACGAAUUCCUGCAACGAUUGGAUGUUCUUGUGUCAGAACAAGAAGUGCGUACCGUAUUGGUGGAAAUGUGAUAGCGUGGACGACUGCGGUGACAAUUCUGACGAGAUUGGCUGCCACAGCGAAGCGGACGGUACGUCAGACUCUACAUUGGCGCCAAUUUAUACGACCGAGGAGUCGCGCAUCUGCCGCGAGCAUCAGUUCCAGUGCUACAAUGGCGAUUGCAUCGAGAACGCAUGGGUGUGCGAUGGCUCCAACGAUUGUCCAUCCGGUGAAGACGAGCAGCACUGCGAACAUACGCACGCAUCGUGCCGCGAUAACGAUCAGUUUAUGUGCCGUCAGGACGGCUCAUGUGUUCCUCUAUCCUACAUCUGCAACGGCAUCACAGAAUGCCCGGACGGCAGUGACGAGCUCGGCUGUCAACCGCAUGACACAAGUCCACCCGCCACCCCAUCCUGCUUCGUCGGUCUCUUCCCAUGUGACGAAACGCGCUGCUUCCCGUUAGCAUCCUACUGUGAUGGUCAUCAGGAUUGUUUCGAUGGCUUUGACGAAAGUAACUGCGAGAAGAACGGCUCACGCGUAUAUCAGGUCCUGGUGAUGGGUGUGGAUGAGCGUGCCAUUAACGAUAGCAGCCUCUUGCUCUUCUGGUGGAUGCCGAUUCCAUCGAACGUUACAUUCGAGUUCCUGCCAUCGAUCGCGCGGGCAAGCCCAGGAGCCAAGUGGACCAAUGCCAGUGAGUGGAUCGAAGAGACCGAGUACCAAUUCAACGAUCUGGACCCAUACACCAAGUAUAAUUUGACUGUCUACGUCAAAGUGAAGGGUCAAAGCACUGUAUUUCCACCAGCAAAGCAUCUAAUCAUAACAACUGGCGAAGGUGUGCCAUCUGAGCCGUGGAACGUGACAGUUACGCAGAAGAACGGCACUCGCGUGGAAGUCUCCUGGCGACAACCCGUACAUCCGAAUGGUCUUAUCAUGGGCUAUCAAGGUUACAUCACGCCGCCUAUACCGCCCAUGGAGUUCGCGCGGCCAAAAACCUCCGCGAUCAUCGACAUGGCGUUUGAGGCAGGCAAGAAUUAUUCUUUCUGGAUCGUGGCAAAGAACCGACAGUACCAGUCAGUUUCGUCAAAGGUUGCCACGUUGACGUUCGACGGAUCGGCCAACAUCGAUGACAUUGAAGAUCUUCGCGUGGUGUCGACGACGAAUCACUCUGUCACGUUGACGUGGAAGAAAAUGAAAGAUGUGGAUGGAUAUCAUGUUACUCCCAGAGCACCGCCGUCUUAUCCAACGCUACAAACUAUUACGACUAUGGAGAAUCAAUUGGAAGUGACAAAAUUAUCACCGGGAAUCAAGUAUACUUUUGAAGUCGGUGCAGUGAAAAAGAAAUAUGUUGGCAAAGUUGCCACAGUGACGGCUUCGACGAACGGUACUGCACUGCCAUUAAUAACAAAGUUUGACGCGCAAUUGGUAAAGUCUCAGAGGACGACUGUGAAACUUACCUGGGACCCGCCUAAGAGCACCAAGAAAAUCAAAUUCCAGUAUGCUAUUCAUUACGCCACCAAUAUAUUUGAUUUCUUUAAAGCUUACAAGUUAAAAACUACUAAUCUUACGGCCACGAUCAAAGAUUUGGAGGCGUGUGAAUCAUACUUCUUUGCCGUUGGUGUUAUUGGAGAUUACGGAGCGGGACCUUUAUGUCAACCGAUCACGGUUCCGACGUACUUCAACAAACGCGCACCUCCGAAAAGAUUGCGAGUAAUGCCAUCGCCGGAUAAAAAUGACAGUAUAAUCGUUUCAUGGAGUGCGAGUUGUCCCACAAUUGACGAACCAAUCAGUUACACAAUUUUUGUUACGGAAACUAUCCUCAACAAACAGACGGUUGUGACAUUAUCAUCGACUAAUGAAACUAUCAUGAAACAUACUUUCCACUCUAUUAAAUAUGGUGGAAAAUAUAAUAUUACAGUAGCGACUGAUGAGGAAAAUGCUAUAGCCACUCAACCAUUUAUUUAUAUGGCACCACCGAUCAAACCGCCCCAUCAAGUCACUGUUUUGCACGAUAAUAAAGAUUAUCUAAUAUAUUGGCAAGAGCCGGAUAUGCCGAAGGAUGUUGAGCGGCAUAUCGAGAUUUUGGUAGCCGAGGGCUCGAGAGAGAUAAAUGAGACGACGGCUAACGUCAUUCUUACUAAAGAUCCAUCGCCUUAUCGCUACAAGGACGCUAAAACAGAUGGAACGAUUUAUACCUUUGCCGCACGUUUGGUUACGGAAGACGGAUAUCGAAGUCCAUUGAGUGAAACGUGGAGUACGCAAUUUUCAGGUUCGCAACUCCCCGUGAUAAUGAACACGUCGAACAUAUUGUCUCUCGCUAUAUCGAUCUGCUUAGUCGUCUUAGCGUUGGGUGCAGCGCUAGCAUAUUUCAUCAUUCGGCAUAGAAGAUUAUCUAACAGCUUUACACAAUUUGCCAAUAGUCAUUAUGACACGAGGCGGGGACAAGCUACCUUCCCAGGCACGACAGACGGUUUAGAAGAAGAAGACAGUCCUGUGAUCCGAGGCUUUUCAGAUGACGAACCUUUGGUAAUCGCAUGAACGCCAUAUAUAUAAACAGAAUAUUUACAUGUUAAAAAAGAAAAGAUGUGCCAAGACACUAUUAAUAUGAUAAUUUUGAAUAUAUAGAUCAAAUUUUAUGAUGAAUGGAGAAAGAGAAAAGCUUUUAUAAAAACGUUUUGAAACUAGAUGAAUGUUAAUUGUAAUACUAUUUGCCAUUAUAAUUAACAAUUAAUAGUGAAGUUGCGCUUACAACGUUUACAUAAGAGCUUUUCGUGCCAUUUAUACGAUACGUUGUAGAAAUACGGUAUACAUGUACAUCACAAAUCAUCAAGAUGAUCAUCUGCCGUGUAAUUGGAGAGAGACCGUUGCAUCUUAAAUUUGAAUGUAAACAAAUCGAGACAGCUACAGUUUGAAACUGAAUUUUAUCGUCUAACAACGGAAGUAGAUGUUAGUUGAAGAAACGGCAAUUUGUAUAUACUAAAUAUUUUUUAUGGGUCACGAGAUUGUGAGAUUUUCGAUAUGUCACACAUUUAGCGAGAUGGAUUUCUAAUGCUAUAUUUCUAUGACUUGUGUGAAGAAACAUUUUUUUUUUAAUCUGUUGAUUUAUUGAGAUGAAAGUAAACUUUCGAUAUUCUGCAUAAAAUCUUGAAAAUUAUUAUAAUAAACAAACAAAUCUACACAUAGAUGCUAUAAGUUCUUUCCAUAGGAAGUGCACGACCAAAGUAAUGCUUUCUUUUAUGCCGCAUUUGAAGGAUGUAUUAGUUUCAUUUAUUAUCGAGUACAUUUCUAUAACAUUUCGUUUGAUAAAGAGUCUUUUCUUGAGCAAACAUUUGUAAUCGUUGCAAUUACUAUCGAGCCUAUGAUGCGGCAUUGAAAGAAGUUUCUAUAAGCGAGUUUCAAUCUCGUAAAAAAGGUGACCUGACCCUCAUACAGAGGCAUGUUGCAAUUAAAUAUGCAAGGGAAUAUUUCGAUUAUUGUGUAUAAUUCGAAUAUUCCAAUAAUUAUAUAUAAUUUUGUAAUAAAAAUGAACUGAUCGUUGAUAAAUUAGGAACGCUAUUUAAACAUAAUGUUAAGAAUUUUGUUUAGCCUAAAUUUAUGAAAAAAUUAUUAGAUAUUAUAUGUUUUGUGGGAAUAAAAUAGAUUACAUUUUUUUAAUUUUUUUAUAUUUUAAAAAUGACAUACCAUUUUGCUAAGAUUGAGUUAAGAAAAAUUCAUGCAAAGACAUCAACUGAAUGAUACUUGAAAAUGCGAAUGAAAUGGUAAUGAUGCCGCGUCAUGAUUCUUAGAUUACGCAAUUUGAAAAGAGAAAAAAGCAAAAA
Messenger RNA from Camponotus floridanus (Florida carpenter ant), 7834 nucleotides. Its product is annotated as sortilin-related receptor. Gene Ontology annotation, cellular component: Golgi apparatus; membrane. Gene Ontology annotation, molecular function: protein binding. Gene Ontology annotation, biological process: post-Golgi vesicle-mediated transport. NCBI's taxonomy places the organism in Eukaryota, Metazoa, Arthropoda, Insecta, Hymenoptera, Formicidae. Bases 6 to 6554 code for a protein of 2182 amino acids. The record is from RefSeq and is a predicted model, not a curated record. The transcript has 10 exons.